Hirsutella rhossiliensis is the source of this 3828-nucleotide messenger RNA. Its product is annotated as PIF1-like helicase domain-containing protein. Lineage: Eukaryota; Fungi; Ascomycota; Sordariomycetes; Hypocreales; Ophiocordycipitaceae. The transcript has 10 exons. Gene Ontology annotation, molecular function: DNA helicase activity. The record is from RefSeq and is a predicted model, not a curated record. Bases 1 to 3828 code for a protein of 1275 amino acids. Gene Ontology annotation, biological process: DNA repair; telomere maintenance.
AUGUUCCCUGACGAGCUCAAGGGACUCACGCUGGUCGAAGAGAAGCUCGUCUCGCUCAACUCCUGCUAUGGGCACGUCAAGGGCCACAUCACAGUGUUUCCCAACAACGUGCAGGAGCUGGCGACCAAGGUGCUCCGCACCCCUUUGCAAGCACUGGACGAGAUCCACGUUUCGUGGCAGGGCGUGGAGAAGCCGGCACCGAGCGACCUGUCGAGUCUCUUAGGAGCAACCCCACUACGCCGAGAUCGAGAUCGACGUGGCGGAGAUGGAGAGUUGGGAGACCCGAUAGACGGGGUGCCGGCCUUGGUGUAUGAUCGCAUGGAGCGGAACGAGCCGUCCGCAUGGGAGAAAACGCGGACGGCGCACGUUGUGCCGCCCACGGAGCGCGCCAUGGACGACGAGGGGUCGGUGGAGAUCGAGGAACUCUUCGCUCUGCUCAAGCAAAGGCAGGAAACGGGAGGCGAGGCUGAAGGGCACGGGCCCAACGAAGAAGGCGCGGGUCGUGAUGGAGUUGGUGCUAGCCCCGAUCAGAACGUUCGACCAAUCAACGAGGUGACGUCUUCCGGCAUGUUUGGGCUGGACGGACCGCCAGACGUGGCGGAUGUCGAGAAGCUGCGCAUGCUGAGUGUGGCGAGGAAGGACUUCGGCAAGGUCGAGCGCGUUGCCCGCUCGAUGACCGCGCAAAGGUUAGCGGCGGCGAGGGUCGAGUUGGAGAGCUCGGGCAAGACGACCGAUGAGGGCGUGAAGGAGCUUCUCAGGAGCCUCUCGCUGUACGGCCACCGGCAACCCAUGUCGAGAGAGGUUCGGCUCAAUAUGCGGCGGAAAAUCCAGUCGCUCAUCGUUGGCUACGGCGUUCCGGCCAUCUGGUUCACCAUCAACCCAAACGACAUUACGAACCCGGUGAAGCUGCGACUGGCGGCAUAUCGGACACGCGAUCCCGGCGCGGCCGAGGAGUUCCUAGAAGGCCUUGGGAGUGCGUACAAGCGGACAAGGCUGGCCAUGUCCGAUCCGAUGAGCGCCGCCGUAUUCUUCCACCGGGAGAUGAAGCUGUUCUUCGAUCAUUACGUGAAGGUCGGAGAAGAGUCGGUAUUCGGGCGCAUCGGCAAGUACUAUGGCGCUGUGGAGACCAACGAACGAGGGGCGCUUCAUGUUCACGGCUUGCUCUGGUUGCACGGAAACGCGCAUCUCAGCUCGAUGCUUGCCGACAUCCACGGGGAGGAUCAGGCGGCGAAUCGCGAGCGAAUCAUACGAUACGUCGAUAGUGUCUUCUCCGAGGAUCUGGAUCAGGAAGGGUUCUGCGCCGUGCAAGCGGAGCGAUCUGUGACGUCCGAUAUUUCCUCCCUGCUGGACAACACCGAGCAGUUUUCGGCCGCAUUUGACCAGGAGGCCAACUUCUGUGCCGGCGCUACACAGGUUCACACGCAUAGCCCGACCUGUGUCAAGUAUUCCUUGGGCAAAGGAGCGCGGAAAGGGAAUCUAUGCCGGUUUAAGUCUCCAUGGAGGUUGGUCGACAAGACCGCCAUCACGGCAGACGGGGUGUUGCAGAUCCGGAGGACUCACAGCAUGGUCAAUCGAUGGAACAAGGCUAUCGCUGUUGGGCUCCGGCACAACCACGACAUUUCCUUCAUUGCGACGCAGCGCAAGACCAUGGCCCUUAUGUAUUAUGUCACGAACUACGCGACGAAGGUGGAGGACCCGGUGUGGAAGCGUGUGGCGGCCGCGGCCGACCUCCUGGCCGCCUCAACGGGUGACGGCACGGCCAACGGAGGACAGGACGACGGUGGAGGUGCUGUUGGCGAUGACGCCGCCAAGGGGAACAGGACGCGACAGUUCUUGAUGAGGGUGGCGAAUCGUGUGUUCACGGAGCGUCCGCUGUCUCAGGUCGAGGUCAUUGCUCAUCUUCUGGGAUAUCCGGCCGAGUUCACCAACAGCAGCGCCUGGGCGUACCUGAACACAUCUCUGCUGUACUGGGAAGUCUUUCGACGGUGGCCGUAUCUCCGACGAGCAAAUGGCGCGGCGGCCAUAGAUGAUGCUCUGAAUGAGUCGGUGCUCAGGCGGCCGGGCAAGCAUGCUACCGUCUGCCUCGAUGGCUACCUGAGCAAGGACUUCGGCCACAACGACGACGAGGAGUCGUGCCACCGGAGGGCAGCCGUGCAGCAUCUUGCGCUAUUUGUGCCGUGGAGUCCUUUCUGUGCGAAGAAACAGGUGAGAUCAAUAGCAUCUGGGAGCGGGCGCGAGGCGCUGGCCCCGAGAAUAUCAUGUCUCGUCGACAACGUGCAGCUGCUUCGACGAUCAGCCGAAGACGCAAAGCGCGACGCCAAGCAAUGGGCGGCCUCAUCCGGCGAUGGCGAUUCCACGGUCGCCCACGUCGAGGAGGGCGAGACAGGCGAGGCGGGCGCAGAAUUUGCAGCGACAUAUCGGUCCAACAACAUCGGAGACGCAACGCGCCUGAUCGACGUCGUCCGAGGCGCAGUGGGCACGAAUCAGGUGACGGCCAAGUCGCCGGAGCUCAUGGCAAUGAUGCGGCAGCUCUGUCGAUUCCAGCAAUCGGCGCUCUGCUCAACGGCCGAGCUCGAGGCCAUCGCGAUUCCCGAACAAGGGUUGAGGUGCAUAAGCAUGCCAGGGCGGGUAUUUUCCGGGGCCGCACUACCGCCGCAGGAUCAGGUCAAGGCUAUCAAGUCGCAGCAGAUAAGGACUGCCGCGGCGCAGAUCAACGGCAUCACGAUCCACUCCGCCUGCGGGUUCACUAAAGACCAAGGGGCGGGCGGCGCGAACACAGCCAAGGACCUUGACGGGGUGCGGCUGACAAAACGGGCGGAGCGGUUCAUCCACGGCCAGUCUCGGAUGGACUGGCAGGAGAAGGACGUGCUUGUCAUCGAUGAGGUGAGCAUGCUCGGAGCGCGGACGCUGCACGCCAUAAACGAGCGACUCUGUUGGCUUCGCGGAUCGCAGAAAGAUUUCGGGGGGAUCCCCAUCGUCCUCUUCUGCGGAGACUUUCAGCAGUUCCGGCCGGUCCAAGAGAGGUCGAUCGUCCCGCCGAGCGCGGCCAUCUCGUGGGACGUAGACAACUCGUUCAAGGCCGAGCAGCGGCACCAGCACGACAAAGCGCACGCGCUGUGGAAGAGAUUCACGACGGUCGUCAUGUUGAACGAGCAAAUGCGCGCCGCCGGGGAUCCGGAAUUGCAGGGGCUGCUGAAGCGGAUCCGGCGGAUCCCUUGGGAGACUGGCAUCACCGUGGUGACGCCGCUGAACAGGAAUCGGUGGAACCUAAACAUGGAGGCAAGCUUGGCGUUCCGGGUCCAGCAGCGGUCGACGAUGCGCAUCUUCAUCUCCGAGCACAAGUGGAAGGAGGGCCUGCCGACCGAGGAAGAAGCGAUCAUGAUACUCAAUCAAGGCGACGAUAGCGCGAUCCCCGUGCCGGCCGUCUUCAUGUUCGUGGCCGGGAUGCCGGUCGUCGUGAACCACAACACCCAUCAGGGGCUGAAGCUGGUGAACGGCGCCGGCUACUCGGCGGUGGAGGUCAUUGUCGACAAGGCGUCCCCGGGGCAUCGGAUCUCGUCCGACAUGACGAUCCACUUCGGGCCGCCGGCGGGGAUAUUACUGGAAUCGGCGACGACAAAGGACCUCCACUUCAACGACGUCAGCCGGAAGGGAUUGCCGUGCGCAGCAGCCUUCGCCUGCACGGACUACAAGGUGCAGGGCAGAACGCCAGAGCGCGUGGCCCUGGAGCUGCGGGGACACGGACGACGAAAGUCGAUGGAAGGGCCGUGCCCUCGCAAUGCGACCCGUACAGCUUAUAUGUGCAGCUAUCGCGCUGUCGAACGCUAG